ACCACCGCGGGGAGGAGUCGCACAGACCGCUUUAAAUAAAUGCUCCUGGAUCCCUAAAAUCACUAUCCAGACAGCCAGUCUUUUACUGACAGCAGUCCGGAGCGGGUCCCUGAUCACACUGAGUUAACGGCGCAGCGGAGCGGACAGACAGUCCCGGUAUUGUUGACGUCUCCGGUCAAAAAAACAAAAAGCUGAGGGAGGGACGCCUCAGCUGGAUCUCUACUCUGCAACGCAUCUGCGCAGCACAAACACAAACGAGGAGGCUGAAAACAUCCCUGCUGCCUUUACCAAAAUGCCGUUUUCCGUUAACGGCAUCCUUUGUGCGCUCGCGCUGCUGCUCUUGUGGCGCGCGGAGGAGCUCGUGGAAGCGUGCAGCUGCGCUCCGGUACAUCCGCAACAGGCGUUCUGCAACGCGGAUGUAGUCAUUCGUGCAAAAGUGGUGGGAGAGAGUGAGGUGGAUUCUGGGAACGAUAUCUAUGGGAACCCCAUCAAGCGGAUCCAAUAUGAUGUCAAACAAAUCAAGAUGUUCAAAGGGCCAAACCAGGACAUCGAGGCAGUUUUCACUGCACCAGUGUCUGCUGUCUGUGGUGUUACUCUGGAUGCCAGCGGCAAGAAGGAGUAUCUGAUCUCAGGAAAGGCAGAGGCAGGUGGCCGCAUGCAUGUGACCCUGUGUGAUUACAUCAUGCCCUGGGACUCCCUGAGUGCCACCCAGAAGAAGAGCCUGAGCCAGCGCUACCAGAUGGGCUGUGACUGUAAGAUCGUGCGCUGUCCCUCUCUGCCCUGUGAGAUCACAGCUCCUGAGGAGUGUCUGUGGACAGACCUGAUCAUCGAGAAGCAGGUGCACGGGCGGCAGGCCAACCACUACGCCUGCGUCAAACGGGCAGACGGCUCCUGCUCCUGGUACCGCGGCGUUGCACCUCCCAAGAAAGAGUUCCUGGAUGCAGAGGACCCUUAAGUCACAUGGCUCUGUUCAUUGACUGCACAGCCUGAUGGAAAUAAAUUCCAAUAAUUGAAAUUCAAAUAGUAAAUAAACAAAGCACACCACGAGGCUUAAUAAAUGCAAAGCUAUCACAACAAAAUUCACCAGCUGGUCUGAGAAUAAUAUUUUGGCCACUUUUUACCUGACAGAUUACAGAUGAGGCUUAAAUGUUGUUCUCAGACGCAGCCAGUCUGUAAAAACAUCAAAUAGCAUUGCGAGACAUAGACUGGUCAAGUGAUGAUGUAAUUUCCUCCUGAGGCUGGCGUUAGGAGGGUUUAAAUUCUCAGCGAUUCAAAGCACUUCCUGCCCCCAAAAGCCCCCAAACAAAUCUGCGCCUCGUUAAACAAUCUCUGACCCUUCACCUAAUCAUUCAAAAUUCAUCACAUUUCUACUUUUAUUACCUCAUCAGAAAAACACAUCUUUGUUUCCUUUCUUUUUGACUAAUUCUCAGUUGUGCUUUUUUCAUUUUAUUUCCCUUAGCUGGUGCCCUCAUCAUGCUUUCUUUAAAAGAUAAUUCAUCAUCUUGCACAGCUGAUGGAACUUUAGUUUUUGUUUUGUUGCUGGUGGUGAUUUUACCUGAAGCCUGUGACUGUCACAGACCCCACUGGACCAGUCUAUGUGGAGUGAAGACGAUCACUUAAUUAAAACCAACUCUUCUCUGCUCUUCAGUCAGUCAGAGGUAUCCCGUCUAGUUUUGCUAAUCUUUGGAUCCUCACCCCUCCCCUUGUUAUGUAGCUGUACAGUACCUAUGCAUAUACGUUUGUUGUUACUUGAUAACAUUUACUGCAUUAGAACUAGAUUUGCACUUUUUGAGGAUGAGUAAAGACAAGAGUCUGAAUACUCGGAUGUGACAUUUGUCAUGUGCCUACCAGAUCCACCUUCCACCUCGAGUGCAGAUUUGUUUCUGCUCCGAGGGCUUUGGGGAUCAAAAAGGCAAACAAAUUCUUCCCAUUUUUGUCAUUGCCACAUAAAAUAUCACUUCCUAGAAUGAGAAACUAAACAGUUAAUGUAUGAAUGGUUUAGAUUUUAGGGGUGUUUUUGCAGAUUUUUUGUACGGAUGAUUAAUCGAGAGGAGUUUGCAGGAUGAUGAUAUUUCCAUGUCUUUCAUUAUCUGUCAAUUGUAAAUGCAAACAGCAGUUUCACGAUAUUCUCGCAGAUGGUCCUUUACAUGCUUAAUGUUAGCUUUGACUCGUCUUUCAACUCUAUUAAAUGAAAGCUUUAUCGCUGUCCUAGAAAGCAAGUUACUCAACGUUUACAGUGCUGUUUUAUACACCUCAAGCUACAAUAACUAGAACAAUAUAUAUAUAUGAUAAAGUAUUAAAUGCAUAAUUUAAAAAAAGUAAACUCUUUCUGAUUUCAUUUACUUUAUAUUUUUCAGUGUUAUUAUUAUACCUGUCAUGAUUUUUGUGUGUUUGUCUGCAAAUGUUUUCAGCUGUCUUGUUUGGAGGGUCCUCUUGCGCUGGAGCAACGUGAGAGUGAGAGUAAUGAGUCUUUUAUUUCUGGGAAAAGUGUAGAGAAAUGAGAAAUGGGUACUUUUGUGUGAAUAGAGGACUGUGCAUGUGUUUGAUGCUUUGUGUAAGUCCAGGUAAAGGACAAAAUAUUCAGUAUUAACAAUAAAAAAACCAACAAGUUUGGGGAAAAGUA
This is a messenger RNA of Nothobranchius furzeri (turquoise killifish), 2623 nucleotides long. RefSeq names its product TIMP metallopeptidase inhibitor 2a (gene timp2a). NCBI's taxonomy places the organism in Eukaryota, Metazoa, Chordata, Actinopteri, Cyprinodontiformes, Nothobranchiidae. Gene Ontology annotation, cellular component: extracellular matrix. Gene Ontology annotation, biological process: response to hormone; response to cytokine; negative regulation of endopeptidase activity. Gene Ontology annotation, molecular function: protease binding; metalloendopeptidase inhibitor activity. The record is from RefSeq and is a predicted model, not a curated record.